AGCGGCAGCCGGCCGGGCCGGGGCAGCCGCUGUCCUGCUCCUGCUGCUGCUCGGGCCGUGCUCCGCCGUGGAGGAGAAGAAAGUAUGCCAAGGAACAAGUAACAAGCUGACACAGCUGGGGAAUAUGGAGGACCAUUUCAUCAGCCUGCAGAGGAUGUAUAACAACUGUGAGAUAGUGCUUGGCAAUCUGGAGAUAACGUAUGUGGACCGCAAUUAUGAUCUCUCAUUUCUGAAGACGAUACAGGAGGUUGCAGGUUACGUGCUCAUAGCGCUCAACACUGUGGACAGCAUUCCACUAGAGAAUCUCCAGAUCAUUCGUGGAAAUGUGCUGUAUGAUGACUUUUAUGCACUGGCAGUUUUAUCCAAUUAUCAAAUGAAUAAAACCAAGGGACUCAGGGAGCUGCCAAUGAAACGCCUGUCAGAAAUUCUUAGUGGAGGAGUUAAAAUCAGCAACAAUCCCAAACUAUGUAACAUGGACACAGUUCUCUGGGAUGACAUUAUUGAUAUAAACAAAAAACCUCGUCUGGUUUUGGAUCCAUCAAGUAAUCUGGCUAAUUGUCCAAAAUGCCAUUCAAACUGCACAGAAGAUCACUGCUGGGGUGCUGGAGAAAAGAACUGUCAAACAUUGACAAAAGUCAUCUGUGCCCAGCAGUGCUCAGGCCGGUGUAUGGGAAGGGUCCCCAGUGACUGUUGUCAUAACCAGUGUGCUGCUGGGUGUACAGGGCCUCGAGAGAGUGACUGUCUGGCAUGUCGCAAGUUUCGCGAUGAAGCAACCUGCAAGGAUACUUGCCCACCUUUAGUUCUGUAUAAUCCCACCACCUACCAGAUGGAUGCCAAUCCAGAUGGAAAAUACAGCUUUGGAGCCACGUGUGUGAAGAAAUGUCCCCAUAACUAUGUGGUGACAGACCACGGCUCCUGUGUUCGGUCAUGUAAUGUGGAUACCUAUGAAGUGGAAGAAAAUGGUGUUCGGAAAUGUAAAAAGUGUGAUGGGAUUUGCAGCAAAGUUUGCAAUGGGAUUGGAAUAGGUGAACUUAAAGGGAUUCUCUCCAUCAAUGCUACAAAUAUUGACUCUUUCAAAAAUUGUACCAAGAUCAAUGGGGACGUCAGCAUCCUGCCAGUAGCGUUCUUUGGUGAUGCAUUCACAAAAACCAAACCUUUGGACCCAAGGAAACUGGAUGUCUUUAAAACAGUUAAGGAAAUAACAGGGUUUUUGUUAAUUCAAGCUUGGCCUGAAAAUGCCACCGAUCUCCACGCUUUUGAAAAUCUGGAGAUUAUAAGAGGCAGAACUAAGCAACAUGGUCAGUAUUCUCUUGCUGUAGUUAACCUAAUGAUACAGUCCCUGGGAUUGCGCUCGCUCCAGGGAAUAAGUGAUGGUGAUGUGGCCAUCAUGAAAAACAAGAACCUCUGCUAUGCUGAUACAGUGAAUUGGCACAGCCUAUUUGCAACACCUACUCAGAAAACAAAAAUUUCACAAAACGGAGAUAAAACUGAAUGUGCCACUGCAGGACACAUUUGUGACCCCUUAUGUUCAGAUGUUGGGUGUUGGGGGCCAGGGCCCUCCCGUUGCUUUUCCUGUCGUUUUUUCAAGCGUCAGAGGGAGUGUGUGAACCAGUGCAAUAUAAUGCAAGGAGAGCCAAGAGAAUUUGAAAGAGACUCUGAAUGUCUCCCGUGUCAUGCAGAAUGCCUAGUGCAAAACUCAACAGCAUACAAUACAACUUGCACAGGACCUGGACCAGACAACUGUAUGAAGUGUGCCCAUUAUAUUGAUGGUCCUCACUGUGUUAAAUCUUGCCCAGCUGGAGUCCUGGGUGAGAAUGAUACCUUAGUCUGGAAAUAUGCAGAUGAAAAUUCAGUUUGUCAGCUCUGCCAUCCAAAUUGUACUCGGGGGUGCAAAGGGCCUGGUUUGGAAGGAUGUCCAAAUGGCUCCAAAAUCCCAUCUAUUGCAGCUGGUGUUGUUGGAAGUCUCCUUUGUUUGGUUGUGAUUGCUUUGGGCAUUGGUCUUUACCUACGGAGGCGGCAUAUUGUUAGAAAGCGUACACUGCGCAGGCUUCUUCAGGAGAGGGAGCUUGUUGAACCUCUAACACCCAGCGGGGAAGCACCAAACCAAGCUCAUCUGAGGAUUUUAAAGGAAACAGAAUUUAAAAAGGUCAAAGUUUUGGGCUCUGGAGCUUUUGGUACUGUUUAUAAGGGACUCUGGAUUCCUGAAGGAGAGAGAGUUAAAAUUCCUGUUGCUAUUAAGGAAUUGAGAGAGGCUACAUCGCCAAAAGCCAAUAAGGAAGUACUUGAUGAAGCUUAUGUAAUGGCUAGUGUUGACAAUCCUCAUGUAUGCCGCUUGCUGGGAAUCUGCCUUACUUCCACCGUCCAGCUUAUCACGCAGCUUAUGCCGUACGGCUGCCUCCUUGACUACAUCCGAGAGCACAAGGACAACAUCGGCUCCCAGUACCUUCUCAACUGGUGUGUGCAGAUUGCAAAGGGCAUGAACUACUUGGAAGAACGUCGCUUGGUACAUCGUGACCUGGCUGCCAGAAAUGUCCUUGUUAAAACUCCUCAACAUGUGAAGAUCACGGACUUUGGAUUGGCAAAACUACUUGGUGCUGAUGAGAAAGAGUACCAUGCAGAAGGAGGCAAAGUUCCGAUUAAAUGGAUGGCCUUGGAGUCAAUUUUACACCGCAUUUAUACCCAUCAAAGUGAUGUCUGGAGUUAUGGUGUCACAGUCUGGGAAUUAAUGACAUUUGGAUCAAAGCCUUAUGAUGGGAUUCCAGCCAGUGAAAUUUCAUCCAUCUUGGAGAAGGGCGAGCGUUUGCCUCAGCCUCCAAUCUGUACCAUUGAUGUGUAUAUGAUCAUGGUCAAAUGCUGGAUGAUUGAUGCUGACAGCCGCCCCAAGUUUCGGGAGCUGAUUGCCGAGUUCUCCAAAAUGGCUCGAGACCCGCAGCGUUAUCUUGUUAUACAGGGAGAUGAAAGAAUGCACUUGCCAAGUCCUACAGAUUCUAAGUUUUAUCGCACCUUGAUGGAAGAGGAGGACAUGGAAGAUGUUGUUGAUGCAGAUGAGUACCUCAUUCCACAGCAGGGAUUCUUCAACAGCCCUUCAAUAUCCCGGGCUCCCCUCUUGAGCUCAUUGAGUACCACCAGCAACAAUUCAACCACAACCUGCAUUGAUAGAAAUGGGCAAGGGCAUCCAGUGAAGGAAGACAGCUUUGUCCAGCGGUACAGUUCAGACCCAACCGGCAUUUUCUUGGACAAGAGCAUAGAUGAUGGCUUCCUGGCUGCCCCUGAAUAUGUAAAUCAGUCGAUCCCGCAAAAAGCAACUGCCUCUGUGGUACAGAAUCCAAUCUACAACAACUUAUUGCUCCCAGCAAAUUCAAAGCCCUCUACAGACUCCAGAUGUCAGAAUUCCCACAGCACAGCAGUGGACAACCCAGAAUAUCUCAACACAAACCAGUCUCCUUUUGCCAAAACGAUUUUUGAGAGCUCCCCUUAUUGGGACCAAACUGCCAAUCGCCAGAUAAAUCUGGACAACCCUGACUACCAGCAGGACUUUUUACCUAAGGAAACAAAGCCUAAUGGCCUGUUUAAAGUUCCUGCAGCAGAAAAUCCUGACUACUUAAGGGUAGCAACACCAAAAAGUGAAUAUAUUGAAGCCUCAGCAUGACCACAGAGAAUCCCUUCUUGCAGUAAUAAGAAUGGAAAUCCAGGUGAAUACUUUGACUGUUGCAAGAUAUGAACAGGUAGAACAGCAUCCACAAUGCACGCUUUUUCCUUUCGAGCAUGUGGGCUGAGUUCACCAAACUCAUUUUACAGCAUAAGGUGGGCCUUUCCUUGCCCAUUUCCAUACGUAACUUAGGCACAUACCAUCCACUUGUAUGCAUGUUGGGAGAAAGCAAAGACUUCUGCAAAUAAGAAAUUACAGGUACAUUCCUUUUGUUUUCAAAUGGUAGCAUUAUAAAAAGCCAUUUGGGGAUGAAUGUUAAGAGCUGUCCUCAUUGUAAAGUUGAAUUCCUUUCUACAGUGCACAUUUUUUUGUAAACUUUUCUGUCAGGAGUUUUUUGGAUCUCUGAGAAGAUCACAAGCUUGUACUGUUGGACGGUUGUGUGACCUUCAGAUAGCCAGAAAAGGAAAAGAGCAAGACAUUAUUUAAUACUGUAAGAAGAGUUUUGCAAAGCUUUUGGAACAUCAGUAGUUGUUCCAAGUAAUUGCACCUUGGAUAUUGGCUCCAUUUCCUGCUUCUUCAUACAACCAGGGAGAAGAAAACAUCUGGGAGAACUGGGGAGAUUCUGCUCAGUAAGGUGUUUUUUAAUGGAACAGGUUGGAUGGCAGCCCACAUUCCCUACUGACCACUACUGUUGAAAACCAACAGGGAGAACUCAGCACAUAGAAGAGUUGCUUAUUAAGUGCUUGCUAGGUUAUUGUCUGUAAGGUGAAUACCAUGCUUUCAGUCUGUUCCAUUGUUUAGCUCUAGACUUGUCAAACAUUACACUUUUUAAAUGAGACUUUUAAAGAUGUUGCUGAAACUGAAAAAUGAAGAACCAAAUUCCCUUCAACUCAACCUUUAUUGGGCAAACCUGCUAAAUGUCAAGGAAAUGCAAAAAGUUUGUAAGUGGAAUCAAAAGCAAGACAGCAAGUGAUUAGAAUACAAAUGGGCAAAAUUUAAACUUGGCAUGGACAAAAAUGCAAAAAAUUUGGCCCAGGAAAUAAGUUGUUUUUUUUUUUUAAAUAGCUCAAACAAUUAAUCCUUUUCUUGUAAAAAUAAAUUGGUAAAGAAAGGAUUUAAAAAUGCAUGAGCAUUAUUAUUUAAUUAUGUAGUUAUUAAAUUGUUUAUUAUUAUUAUUAUUAUUAUUUAAAAAAUAACCCCAUUGCAGAGGAAAGCCAUAGCUGAGGCACAACAGGGGAACAGUUUGUCACUUAGUUAUCUACUGUGUUAAGCUCUCCCUGUCCUGGGAUUGGAAGGAAUCGGAGAAACAACAAGAGUAUAACUCAAAACAUGAAUAGAUUUGAUCCAUUUGACUCUUCUGCCAUGUAAGGCUAGAGAAAAUUCUAAAGGAGUCUAUGCCUCCUUUGAUAAUCCCAGCAUGAAUGUCUGAUGGUCACAGUGGAAUAGUCAGUCAUUCCAGGUAAAUAUUUGUCUUGAUAAGAAAAAUAUACCUUAUAUUGAUUUUUGUAUAUAAAACUUACUAUACCAGAAGCUACCUAGAUUGCCAGAAGCUUCUUUGAUUGUGUGUAGGCUGGGAGGGAGAACUACUUCCAGAACUACUGGAAACUUGUCAGUAUUUUUUGUUAAUGUUUUUCCGUAUCUUGUUUGAAAGGAGUAGGGAAAAAUAAUACUGAAAGCACCCAUUCCAAGAAUAAUAGUAAUAACGAGACAUCUCCCACCUUAUUUGGAAAGUGAUACAACCGGCUGCAAUACUGUUGGUAUGUAAAACUAGGAAACUGUCAAAAUAUACCAUGAAUAUAAAUUGAAUUAUCCUGUUUUGUAGAAUACUGAAGUGUAGCUUCGCACUGAUAACCUGCACAGAUGCAGUAAAGUGUCGAGAACAAUCCAGAAUCUGGUGCAAGAAAGGAAAUAUGGUUGACAGUCAUGUGUUGUCCUAUCCUUAGGUAUAUCCCUCUCACAAUGACUGAAUCCCAGUCAGAGCCUUAUAGGGAAUGCAAUGUCUCACUUUGAUUCUUAUCUCAUUUUAUUUAAAGCAUUAAAUAAAAUUCUGCUCUCCAAUACAAAUUUACACUUGUAUAUCUGAGAACAAAAUUCAGUGAAUUGUGUUGUGAAAAUGCAAUAGAUGCAUGUUACAAGACAUUUUCUUUUUUCAUUAACAGUCUCAUAGGGUAAGGAUAGAUGUGCAUAAAAGAUUGUAACAGAAGCCAUAAACAGUUAAUUAGCAUGGUAAAUCUAUUGCAUCUCCCAACAAUAUAGCAUAAUACAAUAUUAUGUAUUUCAUUAUAGAGUCUUUAGUAUACCACAGAAGGAUUAAGGGUUAAAAAUGUUAUUUAAAAACAAUACACACUUAAGAUGUAGCACGAUUUUAGCAGCGUUAUGUAGCAUGGAAACUAUUUAAUACAGGUUAACCUCCCUGUACUUUUAAACAAGGGUUUUAUAACAUAGCUACCUUUAAAUCUGAGUCAUGUAACUCUGUUUAUUCAGAGAGUUUCAGAAAUUUAAAGUUGAGUUGUUCUUCUUUUUUCUUUAUAUUCUUUUUAAUCAGAAACUCGAUAUAUAUGUGCUACCUUCUCAUGCAGAUAUUCUCUCUAGUUUAUGAACUAUCAACCUAUGUCCUGACUCCAAGCUUACAAACUAGCAGUAUUUUAAAACAAUGUUAAUAAAUAAACAUCAAAUAAGCCAUGAUUUUUCUAAUAGGCAGCUCAUCGCUUACUUGAUGCUUACAAAUGCAUGUGACACAGCACUGGGUGCAUCAGGUCGCAUGCGAAGCAGACUUAAUUAAUCGAGUCUGCUCCGACAUGCUAGAUCUUCAUGCCCCCCUCCCUUCCUUGCUAUGCUGGAUACCCAGACACCCCUGCUACUGCACACCCCUACUAUUGCUCCCGGUGCCUCCCCACUGCAAACCAUGCUCCCAUGUCCCAACUUGUCAUUAGCUUUCCAGCUGUGAGCUUCCCCACUCCACCAAGGCACUCAGGCUUGCUGGGCUACAGACUCCCCCAGCACUGACAGCUCUGCUGUGCCACCUUUCCCCCUUGGGCAGGGGCAAAAGCAAUCAGGAGAGGCUGGAGAGCAGGAUCCUGGACACCUCAGCUACUGUUGUAGCUGGAGCAAUGGGGCGAGCAGCAGCCAGGUAGUAUCGGGGGGGUGCAAUUUAACCCCUUGUGGGCCAGCAGUUAGACAGCUCCAUAUGAAACUAUUUCCAAUGCUAUUUAAGAAUAUUAUUGUAAAUAAAUGGUGUAAAUGAUCUGUUUGUUGUACUUCAGCCCAACAGUGAUGCCAAGCAGGGAUCCUGCUUAGAACCGUAGGUAACUGAAAGAAUAAAACGUGGCUACAUGCCCACUUCACAGUUACGGGAUUUUGCUAGAUGUGCUAUUCUGUGAACUCAGGCCACUAGAGGGCAACAAUAAGCUUAAAUCCCCGAGUGCUGGUAAAGGAGAAUGUUUUUACACUAUUUAAUAUGGAAGGACUUCCUGAUUUUGAUGAGUUGGCAAUGAUAUUGAAUUGCAAGAUUAGCAGAAAAGAAGCACCCCUUGUGUAAAGGUUUAUUAUAAAUAAAACAUUUUCUAAAUACUAGAAUUUUAGAGACCAAAGCAACUUUAAGAGGUCUUGUAUUGCCUGUUAACAAGAAAAAAUUGCCUAAACUAUGAGAUCCUGCAGACCACAACAGAUUUUGUAGAAUUCCACGUCAGAAGUGUUUGAAGUAUAUUGGUGACGAUGUUUUUCAAUGUAGGGAGGAAUGCUGCUGGUGAAGAGUAUAUGUACUUGAUAUUUCACAACCUGUAACAAUUCAACUAUUUUAAAAAAUAAUUUCACAGUAAAACCCUACACACACAGAUCAUUACAAAUUCUGAUCAACUGCAGAAUGCCAAGUAAUCCAAGAUGAAGUCAUAAUCUUCACAUCAGUUUAGUCUUGUUCAGCGUUUUUGCACACUGCCCAGCUUAGAUUGGCUUGAAAUUGCUUUGUUUGAACUAGGAGAGUUGGGUUGGGAAAUGUAGUUAAAGUGAAUUCACUGCCAAGUUUGAUGCCUUAGGCUACAAACAGACAUCGCAUUUAUCCCAGGAUAAAUCCUAAAACAGUUUACUAGCUAAGAAGUACUAACGGUUUAUCCAAGGAUAUUGCAGAGUACAUGCUGGGAUUACAUCAAAUGGUAGAAAAGCAGUGCUGCAUUCAGCCAGUCAGUAAACUGUGAUCAGAAGGACAGCACGUACAUGCCAAUCCUGGGAUAUGAGUCAAACAAGUUGAGCACUUCAUAUUGGAGAGUACCUGAGAUAUCUUGAGUCUGAGCGUGACUCACAACUGUCAGCAAGACAUUUUGCAUUUCCUGACAAGCAUGCAUUUUUCAGAGUAAAGUUCAACAUCUGCUAUAGCACACAAGCUGCUACCUCUUCAAUGUCAGUGGUUAAAACUGCUCUAGCUUUUUUCUUUUUUCUUUUACAUUUCUCUGUGAGAACAUUUUAAUUGAGACAAAGUAAUCAUGUGUAUUUGUAUUCCCCCUUCUUAUUGAAAAUGUACACUAAUGAAACCUUAAACUCUGUAUAAUAACACUGCCAAGCAUGACAUGUUUUAUAGUGCUGUUAGAUCACCACUAAACCAGACUUUUUGUACUGAAAUCCCUGUUUUCUACCUUUGUUUCCUCAUCGUGUUUGGUUUCUUCUGCGCUCAAACUUACAACUUGUUAAGAAGACUUUAAAAAAAAAGAAAUAGAGAAAAAAAUAAUUUAUAUAAAAGAAAAACAAGACAUAUUUUAAUAGCUUUUUAAACAGGCUGCAUUUAGGACCAAAGAUAUAAUGUCUUAUUUUAUUGCUUUAAAUGAACUGACUGUAAAUUCCACAACAUCUUAUCUAGGAGAGUGGGGAAGAACAGGUCCCUGGCGCUAGCCCUGCCACACAAUAUGCAGGAAGUUCUGCUACAAGGUGUGGGUCUCAGCAUGAAAAAAGACUUGCCAUACAAAUGCAGUCUGGAGAAUUGGGACUAUGUAGGACUUGUGCCAAAUCUGGAGCCUUGACUCAAUUUUGUCUCAAAAAAAAUCUACUCAGAAGAAGAAGAAAAACUUUCAUUGAAUUUAAUGGGAUGUUUGUCCAAUUAAGGACUUGAGUGAAAAAUGAAUAAAGUCGGCUUUGGCUCAGUGUCAGGCAAAAUAUAGAUUUGCAGAGGGUGAGUGAUUUACAUCACUGCUUUUUAGGUAUGUGGGCAGACAAUAAGACUAGAGACUCGCAAGCAUGUUUUUGGCUAAAUAUUAAUUAUGGGGGAGCUCAAAACAUGAACGUUUCAUGAGAAACGUCUGUUUCCCUGCCAUUCCUUCUGCCUGCUUUGGAUGCUGUACACAAUUUGAGGGCUCCUACUUCUCAUUAACCCUAUGGACUCAGAAUUAUAGUUGGAAUUUUCUAUUAAUAUUAAUGGCAGUCAGUGCACAUAUAUCCUUUAUCCACCUAAAUGGAAAUUGGUACUUGCAUGGUUCAGAAGGCUGGAAUAUUCUUAGGCUCUGAUACAGUCAAUGCACAGCAAUCACUCAGCAAUAUCUUAAUUAAGGAAAAAUGUUUUUUAAGACAUAAAAAGAGUAUCUGGAACAUGGCUGCCCAAAACCACAUAAUAUAUUGAGCCAAAUCUCAGUCCAACUAAAGCCAAUGAAGAAAUGCCUUAAGCCAGACUGCGGUCCUUUAUGUUUUGCUGUUUUCUACAUCUUGCCCUUACCCUUUUCUAACUUCAUGGUGGUAAAAGAAGGGCAAGGGGGCAUGGAUAUGGGCGUGACACAGAGGAAACUAUGCCACCUCAUUGUAACGCCUCUCUACUAGUUUCAUGAGGGAUUUAUCUACAUGUAGCAAUCAGUGUAACCAUCUUAACCCUCCCAGUUGUCCUGGAGUUUGCCCAAAACAUCCUUUUAAUAUUUUAUAAUCAAUCUGAAGGGUAGAGAUUUUCCAAAGCCAUCAGUGUUGCUUUGGCAGUUUGUGAAAGGGGUUGUGUGAAACCGAGAGGCCUGUGAUAGCUGGGGCUUAUGUUCCUAAUUCUGUACCCACUGAAAUCAGUAGGAGUUUUAGCACUGUGUUUGUACUGCAUCGAAGCACAAUGAAACUAAUGUUAAAUGGUUUUGAAAAUCCUUCCUUCCCACUACACAUAGAGAUCCUAUGGAUCCAAUGCCCAUUUUAAGCUGGUCUUUAAUAAUGCAAUCAACUGAGCGUGAGGAAUAAUGUCUUGGUUUUAACGUACUCUUAAGCAAUAUCUCUAUGGGUAUAGAUGGUACCUUUUCAUAAUUGUAAAAGUUUUCCAACUAUGGAAGCAUUGUUUGUACAAAUAAACACUGUCUUUUUAUAUGGUUUCAUGAUUUAUACUAUUGAUUAAAGAUUGUUUGUAUAUUGAGCGAUAAAAAUAAGGUGUAUAUUAUUCUUUUAAAUUGUUUUUAAUUUUUGAAGUGCAUUUAUUGUAAUAUACUGUUGCAUUGUGGGGAUCAUGUUGGCUGGUUUGUAGGGUAAUUAUCUGUGGAUGAGCUAACAGUAAAGGUUCUUUACUGAUAGACUUUGAAAUGUAAAAUGGUGUCACCAUGGGGAUUUAUCCAGAGCCUAGUGAAGCUGAUAACAUAAGGUAUCUACUCUCCCUCUAGUAGUUUUUAGCUCCCCUUCUGCCCAUUUUUUACUAUUGGUGUUUCAUAGUGUGAGAUAUGAUACCAGCUACUGUAGAUGCAAUAAGAAACCCCAGCUGAUGUUUAUCAAGGUGUUGGUGAAAUGUACCCUCCUGAAAUGGAGAGCCAUAUCUCACUUUAAUUUACCACAAGCAUAGAUACCAAAUCAAAGCAACCCCUUGCUUUUAAGUUCUUAGGUAUUUUACUGUUGGCCAUUUAGAAGUUAGGUGCAAUUGUGAGUUGUACAACAGAAGUGUAAGGUGAGGGGGUAUAAAUAUAUUUAAGAAAACCACAAUCAUUAAAAGACUUCUGUACAUGGGGGAUUAAAUAAGAAAAUGAAGAAAAAGAAAGUAAAGAAAAUAAAAUGUAGAACCUACCACACUGAGCAAGAGAAUAAUGGGUCGUGUGUAACAAAGCAAUGAAAUCUGUAUGGUAAUACAGUAAGGAGAAGAUGUGCCUGUCAGUGAAAUAAUGGGAACACUAGGAUUGCAAAAAUAAUGGGAAAUGCUGUCAACUAAUCCUGUACAAGGAAGCCCCAGGGUCUUCUAUAUACGUGGCAUAAAACAAUCCAAGAUGUGUAAAUCUCCCUUGAGUGUAAAAAGUUGCACAGAAGGAUCAAAGGAAGCACAUAGUCCUAAAUGUAAUGGAGAUUUCCAUCAGGUUUAGAAAAGGGAGCAAAAGCUAUUCUGUAAUCCUUUAAAAGGAAAAUACCUUUUUGUUGCAGAGAUGGUAAAGAACAGCUAAUUUGGAACUGGGAUCAUGAAGCACAAGAUCAGCCUGGAUAAGUCCCCUUUCAAAUGACUUGUAAUUUAAAAAAAUUUUUUUUUGCUUUAUACGUAAAUUUUGUACACAGGAAAAAGCCACUACAGCACCUCAACAUUAUUUUCUUUUCAUCUGAUUCCUUCCAAUACUGCAUGUGGAACCACCUUGACAUAUUUUAUGCAGAAACUGUCUAGUCUUAAAACACCUAUUACGGAAAUGUCUAAUGCACAUUAAUGCAUGAUAUUUUUAUUUUAAUAAAAUUAAUUGAAUAUA
Molecule: messenger RNA, 11298 nt
Organism: Gavialis gangeticus (Gharial)
Lineage: Eukaryota; Metazoa; Chordata; Crocodylia; Gavialidae
Gene: EGFR
Product: epidermal growth factor receptor
Exons: 28
Coding region: 125-3649 (1174 amino acids)
Biological process (GO): negative regulation of apoptotic process; multicellular organism development; cell surface receptor protein tyrosine kinase signaling pathway
Cellular component (GO): signaling receptor complex; basal plasma membrane
Molecular function (GO): epidermal growth factor receptor activity; ATP binding; epidermal growth factor binding
Source: RefSeq, a predicted model, not a curated record